AUGCGCCAGGAAUCCAACGAGACAAUCCACAUGGCAGACAACACCCGUCCCUCAUUUCAAUCCAGGUUGCGUGCGCGGUUAGCUGAACUAGAGGUUCAGGCCAUGAAGAAGGGCGCGAGACCAGACGCAGACCUCUUGGAACGCUUGCAUGCUGAAGAACAGCAGCUGAGCAGCCAAACCAGGACGGAGCGGGUCAGCGAGCAGAGGGCCUUUGAGGAGAUGGAGUCGCAGCGAGCGGAGAUGUUAUCUCUCAAGGCGGAGUGCACAGCAGCCGUGGUUCCUGAAGAGCCUGCCAAAGAGGUGGAGCGCGCGCUCCGCAGCACGCUGCCUUCGGACCAUUCGGCCUUGCAGACACAGCGCUUGGAUGACCUUCUCGCAGCCCUUGAGCGCGAGAAGGGGCAGGUUGCUGAUGAACUGGGUGAUGAUUCUGCAGCGUUGCAGGUGCAUCGAGACACGGAAGAGCUCACGAAGCAGCUACACGUGCUGGAGGAGGCAACUUGGCGGCGGAGCGAACAAUUCCAAGCUGUGAGGCGGCAGCUCCAGGAAGCAGGUGAGGCUGUGGCUGAGAUCGAUGAUUUACAUGCCCAGGCCGCUGCGCUGGAAAAGGAGAACCAGAUCCUUUCAAGGCAGCAGGCGGACUGGCGUCGAUCGCAGAAUCUCAUGCUCCGCCUUGUGGAGGAUAGCAAGCCUGGCACCUGUGCUCUGGCCGGGCAGGCGGAGGUUCACAAGGAGCCAGGACAUUGCAUGGCUGCCCAGCCUUCUAGCGAGAGUCUCCUGAAAGAGGUGCAGCAGGCCAAUAUGGCUAUGCGGCAGAGGAUCCAGGAGCUACAGGACGAGAAGGCUGAUCUGGUCCGCAGUCACCAGGGGCUGGAAGGUUUCAUACGCUCCCGAAUGACGACGAUCGAGGCCAAGCUGGCAGGCAAUCCUGUGAGCCCUUACCCGCCUUCUCCGUAG
Molecule: messenger RNA, 954 nt
Organism: Symbiodinium pilosum
Lineage: Eukaryota; Dinophyceae; Suessiales; Symbiodiniaceae
Source: the annotation of a GenBank genome assembly